This is a messenger RNA of Drechmeria coniospora, 2313 nucleotides long. RefSeq names its product R3H domain-containing protein. The transcript is spliced from 6 exons. Gene Ontology annotation, biological process: galactose metabolic process. Gene Ontology annotation, molecular function: nucleic acid binding. Lineage: Eukaryota; Fungi; Ascomycota; Sordariomycetes; Hypocreales; Ophiocordycipitaceae. The record is from RefSeq and is a predicted model, not a curated record. Bases 1 to 2313 code for a protein of 770 amino acids.
AUGGCGAGUGCGCAGGCUUCCUCAGACCUUCCCAGGCCCUCCUUUGCCAAGGUGGCCGCCUCCAUCUCCAAACAGGCACCGCCGAGGUCCCUACUUGUGGGCGGUCAAACCGGAAACCGAAUGUCCGCGCCUGCCUCGGAUGUGCCCGUCAUCGUAAGCGGUGCAUCCGCUGCCGCUGUCCGCUCGCGCGCCAUGUCGCCGCCGAAGCCUGGAGAUCGGGCUUCUCCUGGCGCCGGCAUCGUCGUCGUCGACAGCGUCGCCGUGCCGAUUCGCAAUCUCAAGAUUGGCUCCAAAGUUCCUAGCCUGGUGAUCGAUGGCACUGGCGCCGUGCUGGACCGCCAGCAAACCCGGGUCAGCAGGGAGAGCGCCUCCGACGAAUCGCAAAGGUUCGACUCGAGCUCGGAACUGGGCACGAAACCCCCAAGUUUGGACGGCAAGAGCAUCACCUCCGGGACAACCUUUGCCAUGGAUGAGAAGGAAUCUCUCCGCCCCGAUGACAGCGCUAGCGUCAAGGCCGCCGCCGAAGACGACGAUUCCUUUUCGAUACGGGGCUCUUUCAUUGCCGGCUCACGCAUGAGCUCGGAUAUUGCCGCCAGAGCGCGCGGCAUCCAGCUCGGUGACAUUCCGGAGCGACGUCUUGUCCAACCCCCUCCAGGGCCUCUCGGGCCCGGAAUCUUGACACCUCAGAGCUCCUCGUCGGAGCAACCGCCGCCGCUGAACCCAGCCAUGCCGCUCGGCGUGGAAGGGUCGUCGGAUGCACUGAACGUCAUAUACCGCCAGGCCCCGGACGAGAAGCUGCUCGAUGCCCUGGCGAGCCCUAAGGAUAGAUACUAUCUCUUGCGGCUGGAGAAGGAUGUCAUUGACUUUGUGCAGGACUCCAAGGAGCCGUACAUGGAUCUACCUCCGUCAAAUUCGUUCUGUAGGAUGCUCACGCACAAGCUGGCCGACUAUUAUCACAUGACGCACUCUUACGAGCCUCAUAUUGGAUCUGUGCGAAUAUUUAGAACACCCUUUUGCCGCGUUCCGCCAUCUCUGGCCACGAUGGCGCCCCAGCCCAAUGUUUCGGCCAGCAGCACCCCGCCCCCCGUUGUUCUUCCCAAGAAGAUCAUGCGCCGAGGACGAGAUGGUGAGAGUGGUCCCUGCAGCACGGGACCUUCGAAGCCUACGUCGGAAGAUGGAAGUGACGGCAAGGACAAGCAACCCUUGGCAAAAGAAAAGAUGUCGAGAGAGGAACGAGAGGAAAUGUAUAAGCUGGCUCGCGAGCGCAUCUUUGGAAAUUCCGAGACCAACAGUGUCCAAGAAAACGAAGCCGAAGCCGGCGUGUCUCGCACGAGUUCCAUGUCCGCCACGAACAAGGCAAACGUCACUAAGCGUGGCAAGACCGGCAAGCAACGUCGCGACGACUCGGACAGCUUUGACUCGAGGAAUCAGUACACGCCAUACUGGGGCCCGCAACAGCAGACCUGGGUUCCCCAGUACCAGGGCCAGUUCAUGCCGCCCGCUCCUGGCCAGUACGCCGCCCAACCGCCGCCGGCGCAUCCUGGGCAGGUCACGGCUGUCUAUGGUCAACAGCCUGGCGCCUGUCCUGGGAUGCCCGUGCCGGGACCCAACCCGGCCUACUCCGGCUACGCAGUGCCUCCACACCCUCCUCAUGCUCCUCAGCAGAGGCGUCAACCAGAUGGCAGCCCGCUGACGGUCUACGGCUCCCCGGCUCCCCCAACAGUUGCACCCCAAGGCUGGCAGACUGGUUUUGCCCCCCCCGCGUAUCAGAACAGGGGUCCUCCGCCGUCGUCACAGGCCCAGGCUGGCAUUCCGUAUGCUUUCGGACAGCUUCCGGCGAAUGUGAACCCGCAAGAUCCUAAGAGCCAGCAUCCCAUUCCCGGAAGCUACAACAGGAACCACGCGUUCAACCCCAAGACGCAGUCGUUUGUUCCUGGCGGAAAUUGCAUGCAUCCCGUUCCGGCUCCCCAGCCGCCUUUCACGGCCCCUGGAUCUCAUCACAGCAGCCCUCUGAUCGGCUCGCCUCACCUUGCCUGCGUCGGGUACCAGCAGGGUGCGCCCUCGCCUUUCGCUGGAGGCUACGGCAUGGCGAGGCAGGGAUCCAGCAACUCGAUCCCCUCGUACCACGGCCCUCAUAUGCCUCAGCAUGCGCCGCUAAUGCAAGGCAUGCCAUCCCCACUGAACAUUCAGAACCCGCCAGCCCAUGUGCCAGGCCGCCUGGUUGCUCCUUUGGGACCAAGCCCGAUGUAUGGCCAUCUGCCGACUUAUGGCAAUCCGGCGACGUUGCCGCAGAAACCGGCACCCGGAAUAUAA